Molecule: messenger RNA, 573 nt
Organism: Suillus plorans
Lineage: Eukaryota; Fungi; Basidiomycota; Agaricomycetes; Boletales; Suillaceae
Exons: 1
Source: RefSeq, a predicted model, not a curated record
UAUACGACUCCAUGGCUCAAUGGCGUCAUGCUCGACAAAGCUGGGGUGACCACUCAGACCAAUCUCCGUGCAUCCUUAAAUGUCUGCGCGGAUUGUUUUUCAUCUCUGAGUCAUGCAAAGGUCCCGCGUCUCGCUUUGGCCAACCAUCUUUAUCGAGGACAUCUCCCACACCAGUUUCGUGACCUCACUUGGGUUGAAGAAAUGGUAUGCGCUGUUUAUCGCAAUACAGCUCAUGUCACUCGACUAUAUCAGUCGACAGACGCAGCCCAGCUGUUCAUUCUGCAUGGUAAUACAUGUGCGCAUGAAACUAAUGUGAUCUCUACAGUAACAGUUCUUCCUCGCACACCCGCUGAUAUCAAUGGCAUGCUGUCCGUCGUCUUUGUUGGACCCACAAAACUGACCGACAAGUCAUUGAAGACAAUGUUUCAGGUACGCAAGAAGUUGGUAUGGGCAUUCCUUCGAUGGCUCUGCGCGCACAAUCACUUAUACCGGAACGUGCGUUUGGACGAGGACAUCAUGGACGAGUACCCUGAAGAUGGCCCCGUGCCUGGUGUUGCAGGUCAUUUGAUUUAU